Messenger RNA from Plodia interpunctella (Indianmeal moth), 4256 nucleotides. RefSeq lists its product as uncharacterized. NCBI's taxonomy places the organism in Eukaryota, Metazoa, Arthropoda, Insecta, Lepidoptera, Pyralidae. The record is from RefSeq and is a predicted model, not a curated record. The coding region runs from base 244 to 1902 and encodes 552 amino acids. The transcript has 10 exons.
UUAGUUUACAUGUACUUUAGUGCAACAAAAACUGCCGGUUCGGCUGCACGCUUGGUUGUGUCGCUCGUACUUUCUUUGCUUUCGAGAAGGAGAAAAGAACAAAAUCACACUGGUUUGCAAUAUUUUUUGAACGUUUUUAUGAUAAAAUUGUGUUUUAGUGAUGUGACUUGAAUCGAUUGAUUUGUCGAUAAAGUGACUUUUAAUUGAGAUUUUGAUUGACUUAGAAGUUGUGUUGAGGUCAAAAUGUUCCAAUACGAGUAUGAGAAGCGUCCGCCAUCAUCUACCUCCUGCGAGAGCCGAGCCACCAUGACCACGGACUGGAGCAGAGUAUACCCCACUGCUGGGACCAGCGGAACCAGUGGGGCGAGUGGGGUGAGCGGUAAUACGGCUGCGAGGCGCCCCCUGCCGCCGAGGCCAAUUGUGUGUGACAGGAUUCCUGCGAAACCCACCGUCCCUUUGAAAGUGUGGAUCGUCGCAAGCGCAUCGUGCUUCGCGGUGUGCGCGGCGCUGGUGCUGGCCACCGUGGUGCUUACCAGGUGGGGCGCCGGCCAGACCUACACUGCUGAACUGUUUGACAAUCCUGAGCCAGUCUACUCGAAUCAUCCAAAAUACACACAAAAAGAAACGCCCACAAAACAAUCGUCAACAGAAUACACAGAACAGACGGACGAUAUCCAAUUACCGAUAUUAGAGAAGUUGCCAAUUUUCAAAAACGCCAUCGUAAUCCGCGAUAGAAAAGCUAAUCUUGCGUCUAAACCUCAAAUACAUCCAAUACACGAAAGCAUAGAACACGAAGAAAGAAGAAUCGAAAAGAAACACGAAGCGAAAUUGCCUCUAGAAGACAACACAAUACCAGAUUUUAAACCAACACUGCCUGAUAUAUUCAUAAAUAAACAUAAAAAUAUCAGACUAUCCGAUGGUUACGUGGCUGGACUGCGCAAACAAGAUGAUUACAAUGACUAUUACAAUGACGAAAAUCUAUACGACGAUUACAUUCAAAGUAAUACAAUGAUUAGUUAUUUAAUAGAGAAAGUGCAAGAAUUACAUAAUUGGUUAACAUCAGAUCCAGAUUUUGUUGUUAACAACAAAAAUGGUACUAAAAAAGCUAGCGAUCAAUUUGGACAAGUAUUAAAAGCGUUGAACGAAAGUAUUUUAGAAGGGAACGUAUCAAUAGUUUUGGCCAAAUUGAGAGAUAUCUAUUUUGGAGAUAAUUAUACUGUGUCUAAUAAUUCAGGGAAGGUUAUAUUGAAUACGACAGAUCUAUUAUCGUUCGGGAUAUUGUCGUUGGAUGUGAUGUUGCUGCAUAAUAUUCAGCUGAUGGCGUGGGAAAAUCAGGAGGCGACGCGUCUAAAAAUGCUGAAGGACCCAAACGUGUUCGCUUUCAACGCCCUCUUCAUGGACCCUAGCAAGAUUGAAGGCAUACAGAACGAGAUAUCAGCGUCCACACAGCGCUAUGACACUGACGACGGCGCUUUGACUAUCAACACGGGCGCUAGCGUUCUGGACAACAUUUUGGAGAUCGGCGCGAGCUCGGCGCGGGCGGCCAUACACCUCGGACGGGCUUACAGGAAUACGAAGCUGGCCCUCAGCCACGCUGCGCACGCGCCGCAACGACCGCUCAGGGACUCGCGGCGAGCAGUGUACACAGAAUUGGACUGCGUGUGGCUGGUGUACUGCCGUAACCUGAUCGCCAGCAGCAAGCUUCCCGCGCCGUACUCCACCAUGGCGAAGAUAAACGGUGUAGCGCUGCGCGUGUUGUGGGGCGAGCUGCCGCUGGCGGGCGCGGCCGCGCUGCCCUGCGACCGCAUGUUCCCCAGAUGCAGCAAAGUGAAUGCCGCCGGCGUGGUGCUGGACGCCAUAACGCAGCCGCUGAGGAAAGCACAAGUUAAUAGAGCACGGUGAUUUUUUACAACAAAUUGACUGAAACAACUUAAACUUAUUGCUACGAAACAUACAAACGUAACACGUCAUUAUGUCCACAUUAUCUCUUUUCCCCAUAUCUUUAUACGGUAAUUGAGAAAUCCUAAUACCACAAAAUAAAAUAAAUAAAUAAUUAAAACUAAAAAAAGGAAAAUUUUUGUAUACGACUUUUGUUAUUGUUAGUUGAUGUUAGUCUCUAUGUACCUUAUGCGCCUUUGGAAGGUUUUUGUAACAUAUUGUUGUAAUUCAUAAUUAAUUUAUUUGCAAACAUGUACAGCAUAAGGAUUACAUAAUAUUGUGCAGUUAAAUAUGUAACUAAUACCUUUGUAUAGCUUUUUUUGUGUUCCCAGAGAGUUACUCCACUCCCCAGGGUAGUGUAUUGCACAUAAAAUGCUUAAAAACUAGGUUACAAUAUGCAUAAUUACAUUUUGAACCUGCUAUUUGAUACAAGUUAAAACUUCUGUAUAGUUAAAGCCGUCUGCAUCGGUAGGUACCUCGCUCUCAUCAUAUCAGCCGUCAAACAGGGAAUUACAUUGUUGUGUUUUGGAUUGAAUUAGGUUAGGUCAGUGUGAUUACAGGGUACUGUGGCAAAAGAUUCCUGGACAUAAAGUAGGCAACGCGCGUUUGACACCCCUAGUGUUUUGCACGCGUUGAUAUGCUGAAGUGACCACUUACCAUAAGGUGGGCUUUAUGCUACCUACUUGGUAGUUUAAAAAAAAUAUACUUAGUUAGCUGUAGUCGUGAAGGAAUAAGUACAAAAAUACUUUUUACUUUAAUUAAGCAAUAUGCAUAUAUAUAUAUAUUUUUUAUAUAAAUAAAAAUGCAUUUUUUUAAUCUAAGUACUUAGGUAUAUUUGAUUUUUAUAAAGUUUGCAAUGCUGAAAAAAAACUUCAUUUAAAUAUUUUUUUUGAGUUUGAGUUUAAUACAAGAUUUAUUUUAUUUUUACUUUGCUUUUGGCAUGUAACGAAUUUUUUAUUUUAUUGAAAUCUUUUUUUAUUAUUUCUUUGAUGAUGAUGUUAAUGGAUGGAUGGAUUUUAAUGUGAAGUAGGUACUUAUCUAUUUGUUGUUAAAGUAAAGCUUACAGUCUGUAAAGAAAGUGAUGGAAAUAAAUGACGGCGCUGUGUCCUGUCGGCCGGCAACACUGGGCGUUUAUCAACCAAUGUUGAUCGUUCUAUUUGGUGUUGCAAUCGCAAAAAAAUAUUUAUCGUCAAAAAUAUGUUUUCUUCUCUUUGUUGACAGUCUGUACUGAUUUUGAUAAACUUAGUUUAGAAGAUCUAUAAGCACCAUUAAUUUAGAUUAUUAUAAUAAGUAACACAGAUGUCGACGAUCAAAUUAAAUAGAGUUAUUUAUUCGGAAAGUGGGUGCUUAACUUAUAUUAAAAGAAUUACAUCAGGACCGAUCACUGAAAAACAUUUCAGUGAUCGGUCCUGAUAUAAUUCUUUAAGCAACAAAAUAUAAUGUUUUCGAAAUAAAAGCAAAUUCGUAGGAUUCAGCUGACGUCAUAAGCAAGGGGCUUCGUUCGACUAUAUUGAUAAUUCGCAAAAUUUGACUUUCAUAUUACAUUAAAUAUUUUGUUUAAUUAUCCGUUCCAAUACUAAACACUCAAUGUUGACCGCGGACGAGGGGGGCGGGUGAGGUGGGAGGGCAGCGCUAACGCAAAGACGUAAACAUGGAAGUACGAAUGUAAGGACACGACAAUACAAGGUGACUUUUAAUACAUUGGUAAUAAUUUGUUUACAUGCUCAGUCCAUGAUUCUGAACAACUGUCAGUAUGGAAGUAACUCCGAAAUCGCGAAAAAAAAUUAGCUGUUCUAUACAAAAUUAAAUAGGUACUUACCUAUGUUUCAAGUUGUUCAGUACCGUCGACUGAGCAUGUAGACAAAAUGACGCUUAUGUAUAACAAAUCACACAAUCACACAACUUUUAAAAACAUUUAUAUCUAAAGUUUAACGAGUUUUAAUAUAACUGAAUGUCAUAUCAAAACUCGUUAGAACAAACGUUAUUGUUUACGAUGUCAGCUACCUACAUAUGCUAGGCUGUAAAACCGUUUGGCUGUAAAUUAGUUUUGCUCUUUCUGAAAUAUUUAUAGACAACAUAAUGAAUAACAAGCGAAACUUAUGUAUUUUAUGUUAAGUACUCUCUUUCCGACCAAAACAGACUAACGUGUCGUUAUAAUUUAAAUCGCUGGAUACGGCCUACAAUACAUAUAUUUAUGUGUAGAUGAAAGCGUGAUUAUAUACUUAAGUCCAGUCUAAAGUAAAUAUAAUAAUCAUAAGUUAAUAUUGAAUCGUUAAUGUUAUGUUUAAAUGGACUGAAAAUAAAAAAUAUUAUAUGUU